GCACUACAGGGCCUAUGUCAGGGAGGGGGCCCUCAAAAAUCGUUGCCAGGGUAACCACAGGGUGGCUGGCAUCCCUCAGCAGGGCUGGCAGAGGCUUCAGAGCUUCUUGUGUCUUCAGUUGGUUUUUGAGAUGUCCUGGUGGUGGCAGUGAGGCCAAGAAUCAGCACAUGGCCACCAGGUCCUAUUGGUUCUUCCUUCCAAAUGGCUCCUAUCCUGCCAGACCCAAGCCAGAGCAGGCCUCAAGUGCCACUGUCUAUGCUCCAGGGACAAGGGCCACCCUGAACUCCCUGGCCCUCCCCUGCCUGCUCUCAGAGCAGGGGUGCAUGAAAGGAAGGGAAAGGAGCUUUGAAAGCAGUGUGGAUGAGAGCAGGUGCUGCCACGUCUUGGGGACAGCACCCCAGAUGACCAGCAGCGAUGCCCUCCUAGCCAGCCGCCACGGGAUGGAGGGCUUCAUGGACUCAGGGACACAGACGGAUGCUGUGGUGGUGCUGUCCUUGGCUCAGGCCGCCGUGCUGGGCCUCGUCUCAGAAAAUGAGCUCUUUGGAGCCACCAUAAGCGCCGAAGCCUUCUACCCGGACCUGGGGCCGGAGCUGUCCGGGGUGGCCAUGGGGGAGCCCCGGCCCCCAGGCCCCGAUGUCUACCAGCUGGCCUGCAACGGGCGGGCCCUGGAGGAGCCGGCGGAGGAGGAGGUGCUGGAGGUGGAGGCGGCCUUCGAGAAGCACACCCGGCGGAAGACACGGCCGCCUGUGCGGCUGGUGCCCAAGGUCAAGUUUGAGAAAGUGGAGGAGGAGGAGCAGGAGGUCUACGAAGUGUCAGUGCCCGGUGACGACAAGGAUGCAGGCCCGGCAGAGGCUCCUGCCGAGGUGGCCAGUGACGGCUGCGAGGCCCUGGUGCAGAGCAGCGCCGUCAAGAUGAUUGACCUCAGCGUCUUCAGCCGCAAGCCCCGGACGCUUCGGCACCUGCCUCGAACCCCGCGGCCGGAGCUGGACGUAGCCCCCUACGACCCCCACUUCCCUGACCCGGCCCGGGACAGCUUCCCCGAGCCGAGCAUGGCGCUACCUGGGCCAGAGGCCUUGCCGGCGGAGUGCGGUUUCGAACCGCCGCACCUGGCACCCCUGAGCGACCCUGAGGCUCCCACCAUGGAGUCCCCGGAGCCCGUGAAGCCAGAACAGGGCUUCGUGUGGCAAGAGGCAGGCGAGUUCGAGGCUGAUGCGGCGGGCUCGACAGUGGAGCGUCACAAGAAGGCCCAACUGGACCGGCUGGACAUCAACGUGCAGAUUGAUGACUCGUACCUGGUGGAGGCGGGAGACCGCCAGAAGCGCUGGCAGUGCCGCAUGUGCGAGAAGUCCUACACAUCCAAGUACAACCUGGUGACGCACAUCCUGGGCCACAACGGCAUCAAGCCGCACUCGUGCCCGCAUUGCAGCAAGCUCUUCAAGCAGCCCAGCCAUUUGCAGACACACCUGCUGACGCACCAGGGCACCCGGCCACACAAGUGCCAGGUGUGCCAGAAGGCCUUCACACAGACCAGUCACCUCAAGCGUCACAUGCUGCUGCACUCGGAGGUCAAGCCCUACAGCUGCCAUUUCUGUGGCCGCGGCUUUGCUUACCCCAGCGAGCUCAAGGCCCACGAGGUGAAGCAUGAGAGCGGCCGCUGCCAUGUGUGCGUCGAGUGCGGCCUGGACUUCUCCACCCUGACCCAGCUCAAGCGCCACCUGGCCUCCCACCAGGGCCCCACCCUCUACCAGUGCCUCGAGUGCGACAAGUCCUUCCACUACCGCAGCCAGCUGCAGAACCACAUGCUCAAGCACCAGAACGUGCGGCCCUUCGUGUGCACCGAGUGCGGCAUGGAGUUCAGCCAGAUCCACCACCUCAAGCAGCACUCACUCACCCACAAGGGCGUGAAGGAGUUCAAGUGCGAGGUGUGUGGCCGGGAGUUCACCCUGCAGGCCAACAUGAAGCGGCACAUGCUGAUCCACACCAGCGUUCGGCCCUACCAGUGCCACAUCUGCUUCAAGACCUUCGUGCAGAAGCAGACCCUCAAGACCCACAUGAUUGUACACUCGCCCGUGAAGCCAUUCAAGUGCAAGGUGUGCGGGAAGUCCUUCAACCGAAUGUACAACCUGCUGGGCCACAUGCACCUGCACGCGGGCAGCAAGCCCUUCAAGUGCCCGUACUGCUCUAGCAAGUUUAACCUCAAGGGCAACCUGAGCCGGCACAUGAAGGUCAAGCAUGGCGUCAUGGACAUCGGCCUGGACAGCCAAGACCCCAUGAUGGAGCUGACAGGCAGCGACCCCUCUGAGCUUGACGGCCAGCAGGAGAUGGAGGACUUCGAGGAGAACGCUUAUGCCUACGCCAGUGUGGACGGCAGUGCCGAGGCCAGCGUCCUCACCGAACAGGCCAUGAAAGAGAUGGCCUACUACAACGUGCUAUAGCAUAAGCCGGGCCUCCCGGCACAGGGCGAGGAGGGUGAGGGGCCUCGGGGGAGACCCAUGUGCUGCAGGCCACACCUCCUGCAGCCCAGAAACAAGCUACUGCCCCGCCGUCUUGAGCCCUCCCCUCCCACUCAGUCGUCUGCACCACUAGGGACUUGUAGACCAAAUGGAGACUGUACUACUGGCCUCAGCUGUGAACCAGGCCCACCCGAGGCGUUCGUUCUAGGGAGGGAAGGCUACCCGGGGGCCCAGGUCAGGGUCUCCCUGGCCUGCUGCGAUGGGCAGGUGGGAGCAACGUGGAUGGGGCCAUUUGGGGACAAGGUCACAGGGCACAGGUUCUCAGGUCUCUCCAGGCCCAGCAGAGCUGGGGCAUCCAGUGUAGACAGGGCCAUCCUGAUGGCUCCCCAGGGGGCCUGUCCCUGGAGGAAGAGAUCUCUUAAGCCAUGCCUUGUUUCUCCCUUGGACUACCCCCUGCCUCUAGGGACGUCUGAGCUCUUGUGCUGGUCAGCACGGCCCCCACCUCCCCAUCCCCACCAGCCCCCCGGCUGGAGCCCCUUCCCCACCCUGUCCAUGACAGCCAGGCAGGGCCCUCUGCCUCCUACCUCCUGGUGCCUCCCUCGCCCUCCUCCAGCCAGGCCUGCAUGUGGCGCCCCCUCCCCGCCCUCCCCCAGCCCCGAUCUCUCCAGCCAACCCCCAGGAGGCCCCCUCCUUCCAGCACAGUUUGGAAAUGGGUGUCCCUAAAGUGGAUUUCAACAAACUGUUACCCAGUUCUGUCUCAAACAGGGGACACCGCAGCAGGGUCCCCAACAAAGCUGCAACUUGCCUCGCAUCAGGCACACACUAACAAAGACAGAUGGAGGCCCCUUGAGCGAGAUGGCAAGCACAGUGAUGGGGUCACUGGGGACCAAGAGGGGCCAUCCUCAAGGAGGCCACGUGAGGUGGGGGGGGGCUGGAAUUUUUCUCUUAUUUAACGUCUAAGAAGUAUCCAUUUUGAGGAUGGGGACACAGCCAAGAGUCAGCGGGGUCCCAGGAAGAGCAACAUAUUUGAAAAGGAAAAUGAAGACCAUAGAGGGGAAAAAAAAAAUUUCUUUUUUGAGCAAAGGGGGUAUUUCGAAAGUAAUUUAUUAUUUUUUUUUCUUUCCAGCUCUGUGUCACUUGUUACCUUUUCUGAUUCAUUUUCUUUUCCUUAGUGGAAGCUUUCUUGUGUGCUGUGUGUGCUUUGUGCCUCCCCGACCAAGAGCGGCCUGGGCCUGGCCUGGAGGGACUCAGCUCAGGCUCUGAGGGUGUGGCCCUGAGGGUAUAGCCGCUGGCAGGAAGCUAGGGAGGCCAGGGUGAGAGACAGGAGGAGGCAGAACCCUGCAGACCCCUGCCCAUGACUUGCUCUGCACCACCCAGAGCAGUGGCCAGGGCUCAGUCUCACCCUCUCUGUCCCUGAGCCAGCUCCUGCCCCCACAACAGAGGACUGCAGCCCAGGGCAGCGAGGAAGCACAUUCAGGACAGCUAGGACCCCCCACUCACUCCCUGCAGCCAUUCUGAAAGGAACAGGAGGUGAGGCCCCCAGAGACCAGGAACUGGAGGGAGAGGGGGUUGCCGGUUUGAAAUGCCACUGUUCCCAGGGCUGUAUCCUUAGAGAAGGCCCAGGCCAGGCCUCAGGGUGGCCCGAGAUCAGGACCGAGAGGAGGACGAGGCAGCCUUGGGAUCAGGCAGCCAGGUGCCCCAUUCUUCUCUGCUGGAGUGCAUGCUAAGCAGCAAAUGAGAGGGCGGGGGAGGGGUGGGGGGCCACAGGAGCCUCGCUCCAAGGGUGGCCCUCAGACCCCAAGGCUCCAGCCUCCCAGGUGCCCGCACGAUGACCCUCAGGUGGCAGUGACCCCGUCACUGUAGAAGAUAUUUUCUCCUGCUGAGCAGAAGCAUCAUCCCCGCAAACUACCUCUUCCCACGACGUCUUUCUCCCCUGGUACCAAAAAGAACCCCGUACCUCCUCCUCCCUCUCCUCUUCCUGCCAGCGCAGUGGCCUUGGUCUUGGACACCCACAGGAGAAGGUCUGGCCCCAGGGUGGGGCUCCCCUCUUCCCCGAGCCCCGCCAUCAGCACCAGCCCUCCGCGAGGUUUGAUACUUGAACGUGCCCCGGCCCUGGGCCAGGCUGAGAGGAUGAAGCAGCACAACUCACCACGCGAGCUGGGGGUGGUCUCGGCGAGGGUCCCGUCCUCACCCCGCCACCCCCCACCCCAGCCUUUUCAGAAGAGGCAUGCGGCCUCUCGGGUGACUUGGAAACUCCUGGAUGAAAUUCCAUUCUAACUUAUUUUGAGGUGUAUACAAACCAACUGUUUAGAAAUUCCACUUGUGCAAAGCCCUACUGUGUUCUAUGUUCCCGUUUAAAAGAGUUUACUUAGCAAUAAUUAUAAAUAAAUGAAUAUUCUUUA
This is a messenger RNA of Phacochoerus africanus (Common warthog), 4855 nucleotides long. It is a transcript of the gene ZNF710, whose product is annotated as zinc finger protein 710. The record is from RefSeq and is a predicted model, not a curated record. The coding region runs from base 15 to 2435 and encodes 806 amino acids. NCBI's taxonomy places the organism in Eukaryota, Metazoa, Chordata, Mammalia, Artiodactyla, Suidae. The transcript has 5 exons.